AUGAAAUCUAAUAAAAAGCAAAAAAUUGUAAAAAGUCAAAAAAGAUCAAAUACUGAAUAUUCUCAAUCUUUGGAACUCACUGAGUAUUCAAACAAUGAAAGUACUGAAACUAUAUCUGAUAAUGAAGAAAGUAAAUCAGAUACUAGUGAAAAUUUAUCUCAAAAUUCUAAAUCUAUUCCAGACGGAUAUAGAUCCUUAUCAAAAGCAAGUGCAAGCAAGUUAGGCAGUCAAGUUUGGAAUUACUUUCAACCUUUAGAGCAUAUUGCAACUGGAAAUCGUGUUGAAUGGUAUCCAUUAGAGAAUGCAAUAAAAGAAUUAGUAAUUAUUCUUUGUCCAUUUGCUGAAGCAUCAACUUAUUUAGGUGCUAGCAAAUCAUCAAUGAUUGGAUUUAUUAAUCCUACCUUAUCAUAUAUCAAGCAAGAUUUGUAUAAUGAAAAUUCUCUAUUAUAUAAUUCACCAAACUUAGAAGACUUGAAUACGGCUUUUGAUGAUGAAAUCAAUGAAGAGAAUAACAAUAAACUAAAUAUUAAUAUUCCACAAGAUUGUGAUAAUUUGGGAAAAAAAGUACAAGCUACAUUAUACAAAACUCUUGAAACAUACUGGAAUUCUCCAGUUAACGAUGAUUUAUUACCUACAUUGUUAGACCCACAUCACAAACAACUCAAAUUCGCAGAUUCUUUAGAUCGCAAAUAUGUUGAGAAUACUUUAAGAUAUAAAGAAUUAUCUGCCAAAUCUCUUAAAAAAAAAUUUAUUUCUACAUCUCAAAAUGAUAAUAACAAUGAAGUUGAAAAUUACCUUCAGCUCAGUGAAAUUGAUACAGAAUCAGAUGUUUCUAUUCAAGCAAUAUUGACACCAAGUGAAUGUCUAUUUUCUAAUGCUGGAAUUGUAAUGAGUACCCAUCGAGUAAAUUUAAAUCCAUUAUUGUUUGAAUGCAUGUUAUUCUUAAAAAGAAACUCAACUUAUUUGGGAAAUUUUUGGCCAACAAAUGAGUAA
This is a messenger RNA of Scutellospora calospora, 993 nucleotides long. The record is from the annotation of a GenBank genome assembly. NCBI's taxonomy places the organism in Eukaryota, Fungi, Glomeromycota, Glomeromycetes, Diversisporales, Gigasporaceae.